Molecule: messenger RNA, 1105 nt
Organism: Nerophis ophidion (straightnose pipefish)
Lineage: Eukaryota; Metazoa; Chordata; Actinopteri; Syngnathiformes; Syngnathidae
Gene: arl4d
Product: ADP-ribosylation factor-like 4D
Exons: 2
Coding region: 346-951 (201 amino acids)
Biological process (GO): vesicle-mediated transport; intracellular protein transport
Cellular component (GO): cytoplasm
Molecular function (GO): GTPase activity; GTP binding
Source: RefSeq, a predicted model, not a curated record
AAAGUGCUGCUGAGGCGGGGCGGCAACAGCGGCACAUCAAAGAAAGAGCAAGAGGAGGAAACAUGUCAGAAAUGAGGGCGGCUCGUUGGCUGUGACGUCAUCGGGGCUCUGUGGCGUCCUGCGCGCUCCCGGCGUCAUCUUGGCAGACGCAGGACGGGCACGGAGGAGUCCGCAUCAUCAUCAUCAUCAUCAUCAUCAUCAUCAUGGACUUAAUGCUUCCUGCACGCACCUUUGUGACGCACACCUGAGGACCACCUCCGCCAAGACCAAGGAUUGUGGACUCCCUGAUGCCGGUCUGAAGGCCAGAGGAUCCAAAGCAGCGGGCCAGUCCUCAGCUGUGGAAUUAUGGGUAACCACCUGGGCGAGGUGGCGCCCCCUAGCUGCUUCCUGCCCAGCUUCCAGUGCGUGCACGUGGUGGUGGUCGGCCUGGACUCGGCCGGCAAGACCUCCCUGCUCUACCGCCUCAAGCUGAAGGACUUUGUGGAGACCAUCCCCACCAAGGGCUUCAACACGGAGAAGGUGAAGGUGGCGGUGGGCGGAUCCCGGCCCGUCACCUUCCAGGUGUGGGACGUGGGCGGCCAGGAGAAGCUCCGCCCCCUCUGGAAGUCGUACACGCGGCGCACGGACGGCCUGGUGUUCGUGGUGGACGCCUCCGAGGCGGAGCGCAUGGAGGAGGCUCGGGUGGAGCUCCACAAGAUCAGCCGCAGCUCCGAGAACCAGGGCGUCCCCGUCCUGGUUCUGGCCAACAAGCAGGACCUGGACGCCGCCCUCCCCGCCGGCCAGGUGGAGAAGCUGCUGGCCCUGCACGAACUGAGCGCGUGCACGCCGCGCUACGUGCACGCCUGCAGCGCCGUGGACGGCCAGGGACUUCAGCAGGGCCUGGAGAAGCUCUACCACAUGAUCCUCAGGAGGAGGAAGCUGGUGAAACACACCCGGAGCAGGAGGAGGUGAAGACCGGCCCGGUCCAGGAGGUGAAGACCGGCCUGGUCCAGGAGGUGAAGACCGGCCUGGUCCAGGAGGUGAAGACCGGCCUGGUCCAGGAGGUGAAGACCGGCCUGGUCCAGGAGGUGAAGACCGGCCUGGUCCAGGAGGUGAAGACCGGCCU